Molecule: messenger RNA, 6658 nt
Organism: Acanthochromis polyacanthus (spiny chromis)
Lineage: Eukaryota; Metazoa; Chordata; Actinopteri; Pomacentridae
Product: AMP deaminase 2-like
Exons: 18
Coding region: 871-3165 (764 amino acids)
Biological process (GO): AMP metabolic process; IMP salvage
Cellular component (GO): cytosol
Molecular function (GO): AMP deaminase activity
Source: RefSeq, a predicted model, not a curated record
AAGAAUAACAAAAUGACACCAAACUCUUUUGAUGUUUUUUUUAAAUAUGAAACUUAAUAUAGUUCUCAGGAGUUGUGUAUUAUCACCCAAACACUUCAGUAUUUUGUGGUAUUUUCUAAGAUUCACAAGCGUCAUGGUACUUGUGUCCAAACUUAUGGCCAUGGCUGUACUGCUGUCCAAAAUAUCAUUCAAAGAUUUCCAGUCAUGAAGUGGCGCGUUCAUGAAUAAGAGGUGGGAGGCAGAGAAGAAGUGGGAGUAGCCACUUAUCCAGGGCCUCCUCCAUUUUACAGCACAAUAGGGCACAAAGUGGUUCACCCCAGCACUUCCCCUUUUUUGCCACGUGGUAUGUUCCAACCCAGUAUUUAAAUCCGGGAGCUUGAAGGCUGUGCUGUUCAUGCUCUGAAAACCGGCGUAAUCCAGGAAGCAGCUGAGACACAGAGGCACAGAAUCAGGGGAAAGAGGGGGAAAAAAACUGUCUCAGCAGCCCAUUGGAAGUGACGACAGUUACAACAGGAGAAGCAAAAGGAAGACAGAAGGAGGGAUAUUGUGUGAUCCCGGUGUUAGAGCAGCUUGUGUUUUGAAGAGAGCAUAUGCUGUGUCGCUCUUCUCUCUAUUUGCUGUCAUUCUCUCUCUUCCUCUGUACCAGCGGGGGAGGGUACAUCGGCCGUCCCAGGCCUAGUUAUAUGUCCCAGCAUCCCGAAAGAGCUCAGACAAGGCCACUGCGACCAUAACGGAGACUGUGAGAACAGGACAAGACAGGGAGAUAGAGACCUCGCUGGUGUUUCUGGACCCAAACCUCUCAAGCCCCAGCGCUCCCUUCCUGGGACGCCCGUUUCUCUCACACACUACCCGAUCGACCUGCGGACAUCCAUGGAGGAGAAGUACAAAGAAAUUGCAGAGGAGCUGUUCACUCUCAGCAUGACAGAGAGCGAGAUGCGAAGCGCUCCUUACGAGUUCCCAGAGGACAGCCCCAUCGAGCAGCUGGAAGAGCGACGGCACCGCCUCGAGAGGCAAAUCAGUCAGGACAUUAAGCUUGAGCCAGAGAUCUUGCUGCGCGCCAAACAAGACUUCUUGAAAAUCGACAGUGCUGCAGACCUAGAGUUAAUGAAGGAUAAGAGUGUGGACACUGUUGACGAUGCCUUUAAGGAGAGGGAAAUGCCGAUGGAGAGAGAGUACCAGCGGGUCUCAAUAUCUGGAGAGGAGAAGUGUGGGGUGCCCUUCACUGACCUGGUAGAUGCUGCUAAGUGUGUGGUGAAGGCGUUAUUCAUCAGGGAGAAGUACAUUAACCGAUCCAUGCAGAAUUUUUGUAAGACCACAGCUCACGCCUUGCAGGACCUUGGAAUGAAGACUGUGGAUGUGAGAGUAUAUGAUGAUAUACCAGAGACCCCAGUCGAUGCCGAUGCCCCUGUUCACCCACCGGUUUCAGAAACGCACCCUUAUGAUAAUCAGGACCCUAAGAAUAUGCCUGCAGACACUGGAUAUGGAUGCAAGAUGGUGGAUGGAGUAUUUCAUGUCUACACCAAGAAAACCAACAUGGACAAAAGCUCAGAACUGGACCUACUGUACCCUGACCUGAAGGAGUAUAUUGCAGACAUGAAUGUGAUGAUGUCCCUCAUUAUCAACGGCCCAGUGAAAUCUUUCUGCUACCGUCGCCUGCAGUAUCUAAGCUCUAAAUUUCAGAUGCACAUCCUCCUGAAUGAGAUGAAGGAGCUCGCAGCUCAGAAGAAGGUUCCUCACAGAGACUUCUACAACAUCAGAAAGGUGGACACUCACAUACAUGCAUCAUCUUGCAUGAACCAAAAGCACCUGCUGCGAUUCAUCAAGAGAGCCAUGAAGAAAUACCCCGAGGAGAUCGUUCACAUCGAGCGUGGCCGUGGUCAGACCCUCAAGGAGGUUUUUGAGACCAUGAACCUGACAGCCUUUGACCUGAGUGUGGACACCCUUGACAUGCAUGCGGACCGCAACACGUUUCACCGCUUUGACAAGUUCAAUGCCAAGUACAACCCCAUUGGAGAAUCCAUCCUCAGAGAAAUCUUCAUCAAGACUGACAACCACAUUGAAGGAAAAUACUUUGCACAUAUAGUAAAGGAGGUGAUGGCCGACCUGGAGGAGAGUAAGUACCAGAACUCUGAGCUGCGUCUGUCCAUCUAUGGACGCUCCCGAGACGAGUGGGACAAGCUGGCUCAGUGGGCCGUCAAACACCGAGUGUACUCUGAUAACGUGCGCUGGCUUGUCCAGGUGCCCCGUCUGUUUGAUGUGUACCACACAAAGAAGCAGCUGGCAAAUUUCCAGGAGAUGUUGGAGAAUAUCUUUAUGCCUCUGUUUGAAGUCUCCAUCGACCCCCGCAGUCAUCCCGAGCUGCAUCUCUUCCUGGAACAUGUGGUGGGCUUUGACAGCGUGGACGAUGAGUCCAAACCCGAGCACCACAUUUUCAAUCUCGACAGUCCGUUGCCAGCCAACUGGACAGAAGAAGACAACCCGCCCUACUCCUACUACCUCUACUACACCUAUGCCAACAUGACUGUGCUCAACCACCUGCGAAGGCGGCGAGGUUUCCAUACGUUUGUGCUGCGACCGCACUGCGGGGAAGCGGGGCCGAUCCACCACCUGGUGUCAGGUUUCAUGUUGUCAGAAAACAUCUCCCAUGGGCUGCUGCUCAGAAAGGCCCCUGUGCUGCAGUAUCUUUACUACCUGGCUCAGGUUGGCAUCGCCAUGUCGCCUCUCAGUAACAACAGCCUGUUCCUCAGUUACCACCGCAACCCGCUGAUGGAGUAUCUCUCCAGAGGUCUCAUGGUCUCUCUGUCCACUGAUGAUCCUCUUCAGUUCCACUUCACCAAGGAGCCCCUGAUGGAGGAGUACAGCAUUGCAGCUCAAGUGUGGAAGCUGAGUUCCUGUGACAUGUGUGAACUGUCGAGAAACAGCGUCCUCAUGAGUGGAUUUUCACACAAGGCCAAAAGCUACUGGUUGGGCCCCAGUUAUUAUAAGGAGGGUCCUGAGAGCAACGACAUCCGUCGUACCAAUGUCCCUGACAUCCGUGUGGCGUACCGCAGCGAGACUCUGACAGAGGAGCUUCACCUCAUCAUUCACGCCGUGCGCACAGAAGAGCUGGAUGCCAUCGACGAGGAAGACUCCCUGACCAUGGGUCCUCUCCCGGGACAGCGCUGAAAUCAGUCACCCGGUCUUCUCCUGUAAAUCUCCAAUCCUGUGGUUCACUCAGCAUGACACUGAAGAGACGCAGUGUGACAGUAAUUCUGCCGUUCAGCCUAUUUAAAGCAUAAACACCACCAAACAUCUCUGUAGAAGUAUGCCGCACUCUGACAGCUACACAGCUACCAAAAAGCCAAGGAUACAGUGCUGCCAAAUCACUUCAGCUUCAACAUUCUUCGAUUUCUUGUGUUCCAGUUAUUCUUAUGUUGCAGGAAAAAGUCCCAAUCUUAUAUUAUUUUUAUUUCAAAUUUCCCCAAAUGUCCUUAACCUGUAACUUCUGUUUCUCUGUGAGUCUCAGUCAGUUUCAUGAAGGUUUGCAGGGAUCAGUAUCAGGGUUUUAUGUGAAUGAACAGCAGGAAAGCAGCAUGUGUUUGCAUCCCCACAUGUCCUGCCAAAGCCAUCAGAGGAUCCCUGUGAUGUUUUCUAUUAUUCAGUGAUAUGUUUUCAGAGUAGCAUCUUUGCAGUAUUUACAGAAACACUGACAACCAGCACAUUUAAACUCUUACCUUCAACUAUACAGCCAUGCUGCUUAAAUAUUCUUAGUGCAUCUAUCAUCUUUAUUGCACCACAGUGAAGGAUUACAGAUGCAGGUUUAUUGGAAUAGCACUCUGGAGUUGUUGGUGGAGGUUGGACAAACCUGCACAGCAAACUUUGACAGGUUUCAUGUUAUUAUCUAGUGAAUGCUGCAGCACUGAACAUUAGCCAUGUGUGCUGCUUGAUGUGGUUUUAAACUAUUUGUUUUGCACAUUUAGAAUCGAUCUUCCAUGAUUCUACUCAGAAAUAAGAGAGAAACUGCAUGGCAUUCAAGUUUAGAGAGAAGCAGACUUUCUGUGGUUGGCUGCAAACAUUCCUUGAAGCAAACGGGCCUCUUCAGCUGCAAAAUGAAAUGUUUUCCAGCACUUGUAGAUAAAGAGGAGAUGUGUGUUGUAGAUUUUAAUCACAGCACAAGUAAAUGUGGACGUAUUCUUGCCGUUACCUCACUGUGGCCAUGAAGCACUCUCUGUACUUCCUUAGGGCCCUGAUCACACUCAUUCCUUUUCCAGAGGGCAAACUAGAAAGCCAUGGAGGUUUUCCCCCUUUGCAUGUAGUGCACUGUGCGUAUGCACUAAGCCAAGAUUUCACAGUGCCUUUUCAUUUUGAGCUUCGAGCACUGCAUGUCCGGUUUUUCUCUUUGUCACGUGCAGCAAAAGCUGCAUACUUUCCCCUAAACAGUAGGCCUCUGUGCUGUUUGAGUCCACGCCGAUGGAACUGAAGCCACCCAGCUGCAUGCUCGGUGUCAAGUAGCUUUUACCUAUAAUGAAAAAGGUUAAUUUGUUUCUGGCUCUCUGCUUUUAAGUGCUUCUUUGCAUGCCUGCAUGACCAGUGGAUGGCCGGAGAGAAUGUGCUGUUUACAGUAAACUGUAACAUGAAGCAUCUUAACCAAUUCAGGGCUGCAGACCAGCUUUUGAUCCAGAAUCUGUUUGUGGCGGUGCAAACAGACGUAAACUCAGUGUUGUUCACCAUGUAGAAAUGAGCAAACCAUGCUGGGACAUGGUUAAGACUGUUGCAUGGAACCUUGUAGCAUUUUUUUUAAAACUCACCCCGAACCUGGUCGAAGCUGGCGUCACAUGCCUCAGAUCUUUGUAUCCUACACUCAUCACACCACAGUACCCAGCACUGGACGUGAUCCGACCUCCCAUCAAACUGUGAGCAUUCUUGUUAAACCGAGAUGAUCCUGUCGAGUCAUCUUUGAUGCCAAGACUAGAAGAGAAUGAAUCAGAAAAUGCCAGCCGCUAUUUGAAUAAUCAGCUGUAAAGUAUUAGAGUAAAUCUACGUCUGCUUCAUAGAUGAUUAGAAUAAACUAUGAGAAUCCAUCUUUGUUCUGCAAGAAUACCGUCGCUCUUAAGUGUGAAGGGACGCGCUGGAGUCGUUUGCUGAACACGAUGGAGUUUGUGUGAUUGUUGGAUUUCAUGUAUAAAGUGUAUUUUUUUAAAGGCAAUAUAGAGAUAAGAAAUUUUAUAUUCGCAACGAAUCAAGGUGUAACACUUAGUUUUGUUUCUGUUCAUUGUGGAUUUUCAUGAAAACAGAGUUUUUCGAUAUGGUUUUAUUACUGUUAGCCUUUUUAAUUUGUUGAAGUAAUUGGACAGUAUUUUAGAGUCUGCUCUGCCUGUUUGAAAUCACAGUAGCACAUUUUUUAUGCCCGAUAACUCACAAACAUAAUGUGUGUGAUAGAUACUUUAAAGCCAAAAGUGUGUGUUACCAGUAGCCAGUCAGACAACAACACAUAAAAAACUGACCCUUUUUCUACAUCACAUCAGUAGAGUUUACUUCUUCUGGUUUUGUCGACUUGUUUCAAAACACGCAUUGUGACAAUUUUGGUCCUUUCACGACCGAUGGUUAUAAUCUGCACUGACUCAUCAUCGUCUGCCUGUCUUUAUAAUUGCAGCAGCUUAAUUCUGUUAUUGGCCUUUUUAUAGUUUUAAUGUUUAAAAGUCAUCUUCUUUAUUGCUUUGUAACGUUUUGUGUUGAUUUUUGGGAAAGACUUUUUGAUGAAGUGUAACUCUGCUAUAGCAGUCUGAAGCUGAAAGGGCCUGAACCUUUUCUACCCAUUUACUUUCCAUCCAUCCACCUUUUUGUUUACUGUUUAUUAUGUCUACAACAUAGUGCACCCUACCUCACGAAUGCAGAUUUUGGCCUUUUGGGGUCCAGUUUUGUCCUCAGCAAUAGCAACGUCGUAUCUAGGGCCGCAAACUCAGCAUUAUAUUCAUCACUGAUUAGUCAAAUAUUAGUUGAAACAUUACAAAAAAAAUAGUAAAAAGUUUCCCACAGCACAAGUUAUUGUGUUCAAAUUGUUUGUUUUGCUCAAAAAUAUUUGGUUUAAGCUUUGAAUCUUUGAACUUGAGUUAAUUUUUUUUGUCAUUUCUGCUUGAAAAAUUAUUUAAAAUAUGAGUUCACUCAUGAUUGUUGUGGAAUAUUUCCUUUGGCGAUGAACCUGUUGAUGAAUUCCAGUGAAUAAUUGCACAUGAUGAAUGAUGGAGAGACAGAACAGCAGGAACCAUGACAACACUACCGAGUGUCCUCUGAGCAGUAACACUGUGACUAUUCAGCCAACACAAAUACACAUUCUUUCUUCAGACAUUAUUCACACAUUCAUCUGCAUAAAUAUUUUCUGGUAUCAUGUUCAGCUUGAUUUAUCACUUUGUACUAACUUCACAGUACUUAAAGUAUUCCGAUACUCACACUCGAUAUGUUUGCAUUUGCUAAGAAUUUUCUCCACAUGUAUUUUUGCUUUUUAUGCUCAUGUCACUUUUCUGAUGUGGGAUUUUUAUUUUAAAUUCUACAUAAUUUGAUGUCCAUUGAUCUGUAGCCAUAUUGCUUGAAAUGGACUGCCAGUGUUUUACAGAUUCAGAUGCUUCUGAUGAAGUUCACGUGUAAUGUCUAAACAACAAAUAAAGCAUGUUAAUUCACCUAA